Molecule: messenger RNA, 2365 nt
Organism: Nothobranchius furzeri (turquoise killifish)
Lineage: Eukaryota; Metazoa; Chordata; Actinopteri; Cyprinodontiformes; Nothobranchiidae
Source: RefSeq, a predicted model, not a curated record
AUGGUAGAAAGAAAGUGUAGAGGAGGAAAGGGGAGAGGAGCCAGAGAGCAGGGAGGAGUAACGGAGAGAGAGGGGCAUAGAGAGAAGGGAGGGGAGCGAGCGGGAGACGCUCUCUCCUCCACACUCAGUCCCAUUUGUAGCAGCUGUGCUGCUGUCAGUCCUGGAAUGUAAGCACUGCCGUCAGGAGUCAGACGUUCCGCCGCUAAGCACCACGCAGGAGCACGGCUCUGCACGCUCACCCGCGGAUGCUAAGCUGCAGGAACCACAAGGAAUCCAAACGGACCUUUAAGUAAAGGAAUACAAUGCUUGUUCUGAUGAGGCUACCUUCCAGUGCUUAUCCUCUCAGAAGCUUAUUUCCAUAAUUCAAAAGUCAUUCCGGACGUCUCCCGACUGAUUGGAUACCAUGAUAAGCAAUCAGGCUCUGCUCCUUCUGAUGCUCUCCAACCUGUGGCCGACUAUGGCCCUUCCUUUCACGCCUGGGAAUAUUGGGAAUCUGUUUGGAAUGCCAGAGAGUGACGGGAGGAUUCUCCAGCGUUCCAAACGGGGAUGGAUGUGGAAUCAAUUCUUUCUGCUUGAGGAAUACACCGGAAAUGACCAUCAAUACGUCGGCAAGCUGCACACAAACGUGGACAAAGGUGACGGUACUGUGAAGUACGUCCUCACCGGAGAGGGGGCAGGCACUCUGUUUCUCAUCGAUGAGAAGUCUGGAGACAUUCACGCCACCAAGAGGCUGGACAGAGAAGAGAAAGCCAUGUACACGCUACACGCUAAGGUCUUGAACAAAAACACCAACGAAGAACUGGAGCCUGACACUGAAUUCAACAUAAAAAUUCACGACAUCAAUGACAACGCACCAAAGUUUGCAAGGGAAAUCUACUUCGCCAGCGUCCCUGAAAUGUCUGAAGUUGGAACGUCUGUUGCCACUGUAACUGCUACUGAUGCCGAUGAUCAGACAUAUGGGAACAGUGCCAAGCUGGUGUACAGCAUUCUACAGGGACAGCCCUACUUCUCUGUGGACUCUGAAAACGGUGAGACGAACUCUGGGAUAGCUGAAUAUUAUCAUACAUUACCGUUUUUUUCACUGCAACAGAAAAUAAUUUAAUCAGAUUUUCAAGGUAAGAUCUUAUAAGAAACAUUUGAUGGACCAGCUGCAACUUUUGGAAACCAGUUAGAAAUACACACACACAUACUUUUAAUCUAAAUUACAUUAAAUUGGUAUUUUUGGGCCUAAUUGUAUUAAUUACAAAAAAAAUCAAUAGUUAGAACACUUGAGACUAAUUGACUCUUGCAGUUGGUUUGCAUUAAUGUUAUAGGCAUCCAAGACCCAUCCAGAUGCAUUUAAAUCUAAUAGAUUGUGACACUAUGAUACAGUUUUUCCUCAAUUGCUUUGGUGCAUUUCUCACAACAGAAUUGAUCUCUGCACUACUAUUAAGGCUUUUCUCAAAACAAUUAGUGCAAACUGCAAAACAUGGAGGAUAACUUGCAAAAGUGAGUCACUUCAUCAAAAAGAAAAGUCGGUUGUUCAAAAUAAGUAGUCAAUGCUUCAAAAGCAAGUCUCUUAAUCAAAACAGAUAAUAUAUUCAUCAAAAGCAAGUACUUAUAUCAAUCAAAGUGUCAGGGCUGUCACAAUUAUAAGUCAUUACACCAGCACCUUUGGUCACAAAAUCAAAUGGUUUAAACUAGUGUUGUCAAAAAAAUCGAUACCUAGAUAUAAAUAGAUACUAAAAGUGGUAUCUAAAUUAGAUAUUCCAUCCCUGUGGUAUCGAUAUUAUGGACUAUUAGUUGUUCAAAAGUACAGAACAAAACAUAUGGCAUAACAGCCUAUGACAAAAAUGCACCUUAAACAGAGUUUAAGCAGCAAAACAUCACUCUGCAAAUAGUGUAUAUAUAGUGAGACAAUUCAUGAUUUAAAGUGUUAACUUUCACCAAUUUUUGUAUGCACGUUUUAAAAAAUGCUGAUACUUGAAAGGUUUAAGCACUUAAUACACUCAAUUCUUAACAUUUAAUUUUUGCAAUAUAAAUUGAGGAAUGUUAUUUUUUGAAUAAACUUGUUCAAUAAAUUGGUGUUUUUAAAUAGUAUCGAAAUCGAAUAUCAAGUUUUUUUUCAAGUAUCGAAUCGAGUUUGAAAUUUUAGUAUCGUGACAACCCUAGUUUGAAGAUGUUCUCGUUGUGACGGAUUUCUUUGUAGGUGCUUCCCAAUGACAUGUCAAGUCUGGACAGCAUGCAUGGCAUGUUGAAAACCAUAAAUUGGAAAGGAAAAUCAAGACACUUCACAUGCACUCUUGAUAAUAUUUAACUGAAACUGUUCACAGCAUUGUGCAACUGGGGAAAUACAGUAAAACAAACAGUUUACAGCAAACAUAAA